AUGAAGCUCUAUAGCUCACUCGCUUUCAUCCCUCUGUUCCAACUGGGUUUCGCACUCCUCGAUGUCGACGCUAUUGUGGAUAAGCACUACGGCAACGACGCAGCAUGGUACCGUGACCGCAUUCCUCUUUUCGAGUCGAGCGACCAGGACAUCACUGAUGUAUACUACUACCGCUGGUCCAUCUUCCGUGCUCACCAACGCGAUCUCGGUGCCUACGGCUACAUUUCCACUGAAUUCCUCGACGACGUCGGCUGGCAGACUAAACCCUUUGCAAGUCUAAACGAUGCAACAGGCUUCCAUCUGCUGGAAGGACGAUGGUGUCGCGACCGCCGCUUCAAAGAAGACUACGCGACCUUCAUGUACAGCGCCGACAGCAACAGUCGCCAAUUCUCCGAGAGCAUGGCCGCAGCAGUCUGGGCAGGCUACCUCGUCGACGGCGUAAAGGAAGACGCCAUCAAGCGCCUUUCCGAUAUGACGCGCGUAUACGACGCCUGGGACGAUUCCUUCGACACGUCAAAGGGGCUCUACUACGUCGAACCCAUCCGCGACGCAACCGAAUACACAAUCUCAUCCAUCGACUCAUCAGGCGGCUACGACGGUUUCUUCGGCGGCGACUCCUUUCGGCCCAGCAUAAACAGCUACCAAUAUGCCAACGCGCUUGCUAUCGCCAACAUGGCAUCCCUAGCCGGGUCUAUGAACAGCACCGUUGAUACAUACAACAGCCGCGCCGAAGCUUUGAAAAACCGCGUCCAGGAAGCUCUCUGGAACAGCACCUUCUCCCACUUCAUCGACCGCUACCAAGUCGACAACGAAAACGUAACCUACUGGGACCCCAUCCGCGGCCGCGAACUCGUCGGCAUGGUCCCCUGGACCCACGAUCUACCCGACGAUAACGCAGACUACGCGCAAGCCUGGGCUCACAUCCUCGACGCCGAUAAACUACGCGGAGAAGCCGGCCUAAGGACUGUAGAACCCAGUUACGAGUACUACAUGCGGCAGUACCGGUACGAAGGGCCCAACCCAGAAUGCCAAUGGAACGGCCCAGUGUGGCCGUUUCAAAUGACACAAGUCCUGUCCGGUCUCGCCAACUUCCUCGAUCACUACGAAAAGGGCAAGGAAACGGGUAUCAUCAACAGCGAUGACUACACAAACCUCCUCCGUCAAUACGCACAGCUCCACCGAAACCCCUCUACGAACAUCUUAGAUCUAGAAGAAGACUACUACCCCGACACCGGCCUGCCCAUCGUAGGACUCAAGCGGUCACAUCACUACUUCCACUCUGGUUUCAACGACCUCGUCCUCUCCGGUCUCGUUGGCAUACGACCUCGCUCCGACGACGUACUAGAAGUAGCCCCCUUGGCAUCAGCCGCCCAAUUGACGUAUUUCCGCGCCGAACGCAUCAUGUACCACGGCCGCGAAAUCGCCGUGCAAUGGGAUAAAGACGGUAGUCACUACGGCGGCAAUAGCACGGGUCUAACCGUCGAAGUCGACGGGAAGGUCGUUGCGUCAAGUCCCAGUCUCAGCCGUGUUACCGUUGAGUUGGAGAGGAAGGACCCACCGGCUAUCACCAGGAAAAUCGCUCAGUCUAUCCAACUCAACUCUACAACACCUUACCCCCGCGCGUCAGCCUCCGUCGGUAACUCCAGCCAGUCAGCCACCUACCCCGCGAUCGACGGCCGGAUCUGGUUCUACACCGAGCCAGAUGCUAAAAACGGCUGGGAUUCCCCCCUUGGCAACGGAACGUCCAUCUGGUUCCAGAUCGACUUUGGCAAAUCCGUUACUACGAGUAGUGCUGAGCUGGCGUUCUUUGCGAAUGAGGAACAAGGGUUUGCGGAGCCGGAGAGCUAUAAGAUUCAGGUGCCUGGUGGUGGAAAUGGUACGGAGUGGACGGAUGCGGAGGAUGCGGUGUAUGGGGAUGUUGUUGCGAAUGGGAUUACGGAGGCGGAGUGGAAGGAGGUUGAGGGACAGAGGGUUAGGGUUGUUUUCACGCCUAAGACGGGGAUGAAGGUUAGGAUUGCGGAGUUCAAGGUAUACUAG
Alternaria viburni is the source of this 2037-nucleotide messenger RNA. RefSeq lists its product as uncharacterized. Gene Ontology annotation, biological process: carbohydrate metabolic process. Lineage: Eukaryota; Fungi; Ascomycota; Dothideomycetes; Pleosporales; Pleosporaceae. The transcript has a single exon. The record is from RefSeq and is a predicted model, not a curated record. The coding region runs from base 1 to 2037 and encodes 678 amino acids.